CUCAACAUGAUCCCUUCAGUCACAGGCGUGCCCGUACCCCCGGCAGUGGUAAAGUUUAUCGAAGACUUUUACCGUAUCUCGGAUGAGGAGGACUACGACCAUUAUGCUGCUCAGUUCACGGAGGAUGUCACCUUUCACGUGCAUCAGCCUGCCGUGGGCCGGGAUUCUAUCCGCAAGCGCCGUUCGCUUGUCAAGGAGACCUUCACACAUAUGGCGCACCACUACCAGCACAUCUUCUGCGCGGACCCAAACAUCGCGUACGUUGUAGGUACACUCGACUUCGACCGUAUCGUGGACGGCAAGCAGGCGCGCGACAUUGAUUGGGUUGCGCGCAUCACGUUCAAUGGGCAGCUCGAAAACCUCAAGAUCCGUGACUACUACGUCUGGGUGCACUACCCCGCAAUUGAGCUCCCGCGCAGCAAAGGCUAAGAC
Molecule: messenger RNA, 432 nt
Organism: Cutaneotrichosporon oleaginosum
Lineage: Eukaryota; Fungi; Basidiomycota; Tremellomycetes; Trichosporonales; Trichosporonaceae
Source: RefSeq, a predicted model, not a curated record